AUGGCUCGCCUCGCCAUGGGCUGGCGCAAGCCCGACAACGUGGCCGGCUCUUCCGCACCGGCCAUCAUGGUCGGCUUCUUUGUCGCCACCGGUGGACUGCUCUUCGGCUACGAUACCGGGUCCAUCAACGGCAUUAUCGCCAUGAGUGCCUUCCGGAAACAGUUUGGUACCGACCGACAUGCAGAUCCCCCCAUGCCUCUCUCCUCUGACAGAUUGGCUGCCAUCAUUGCCAUCCUCAGUGCCGGCACCAUUGUCGGCGCCCUUGCCUCUGCCCCGGCUGCCGACAUCAUCGGCCGCCGGAUAUCCAUGCUCUAUUCCAUCGGCGUCUUUGUUUUUGGCGUCAUAUUCCAGAUCUGCUCGACCAGGAUCCCAAUGCUGCUGGCUGGAAGAUUCUUCUCUGGCAUCGGAAUUGGCGCCGUUUCGGUGCUCGUCCCCCUCUACCAGUCCGAAAUGGCCCCCAAGUGGAUUCGUGGAACGCUGGUGUGCGCCUACCAGCUCUUCAUCACCGUCGGCCUGCUGACUGCCUCGAUCGUCAACAUCCUGACCUACCGCAUGCAGAACGCCGCUGCAUAUCGCAUACCCAUGGGCCUGCAGCUGGCAUGGGUAUGCUUCCUGACCCUGGGCAUUCUUGUCCUACCCGAAACGCCGCGUUACCUGAUCAAGUGCGGCAUGAGAGAUGCGGCCGCGCUGUCUCUAAGCCGGUUGCGCCGCCUGGACAUCACCCACCCGGCCCUGAUCGAAGAGCUGGCCGAGAUCCAGGCCAACCACGAGUACGAGAUGGCCCUGGGCCCCGACACGUACAUGGAAAUGUUCCGCGGCGCCCCCCAUCUCGGCCGGCGCACUCUGACCGGCAGCAUUUUGCAGAGCCUGCAGCAGCUCACUGGCAUCAACUUUAUCAUGUAUUACGGCACCAGCUUCUUCAGCCAGGCAGGCAUAGGCAACGCCUUUUCCGUGUACCUGAUCAUCAACGUCGUCAACGUCGUCUCCACCGUGCCGGGCCUGUUUAUCGUCGAGGCUUGGGGCCGCCGCAAGCUGUUGAUGGCCGGUGCCGUUGGCAUGGCCGUGUCUCAGCUUCUCAUCGCGUCGUUCACCGCCGCCGCGCCUUCGGGACUGGCCCACGCCUCUGUCACGAUCCUGCUGAUUUUCGUCGCCAUCUUUAUCUUCUUCUUUGCCGCCUCGUGGGGCCCUGUGGUGUGGGUCGUCACGUCGGAGAUGUACCCGCUCAAGGUGCGGGCCCGGUCGAUCGCGCUCACGACGUCGGCGAACUGGUGUUUCAACUUUGCCGUUAGCUACAGCACGCCCUUUCUGGUGGACGAGACCCAGGGCUCGGCGGCUCUCGGGUCGCGCGUGUUCUUCAUCUGGGGCACGUUCUGCAUCCUGUCUGUCUUUGUCGUCUACUUUAUGGUGUUUGAGACCAGUAGGCUCAGCCUGGAGCAGAUCGACGAGAUGUAUGAGCGUGUGACCAAAGCAUGGCUUAGCCCGGCGUUUGAGCCGAGCUGGAGCUUCCAGCAGAUGCGCGACCUCGGCUACUCCGAAAGCGGAAUCCCCCCCGAAGUCGCGCACGAGACGGCGCAGGUCCAGCACCACGAGCUCGCCCCAACGACAUCGCAUUCAGAAACGAAUACUGACGUGACCGCAUCAUCUUCAGGCUCAGAGAGCAAGGAGAUCCCGGCCAUGGCAGAUGUCGAUCUUGCAUACUAG
This is a messenger RNA of Grosmannia clavigera kw1407, 1701 nucleotides long. RefSeq names its product major facilitator superfamily transporter monosaccharide. Gene Ontology annotation, cellular component: membrane. NCBI's taxonomy places the organism in Eukaryota, Fungi, Ascomycota, Sordariomycetes, Ophiostomatales, Ophiostomataceae. The record is from RefSeq and is a predicted model, not a curated record. Gene Ontology annotation, molecular function: carbohydrate:proton symporter activity. Gene Ontology annotation, biological process: carbohydrate transport; transmembrane transport. The transcript is spliced from 2 exons. Bases 1 to 1701 code for a protein of 566 amino acids.